Messenger RNA from Tribolium madens (black flour beetle), 1751 nucleotides. RefSeq names its product facilitated trehalose transporter Tret1-2 homolog. Gene Ontology annotation, biological process: transmembrane transport. Gene Ontology annotation, molecular function: transmembrane transporter activity. Gene Ontology annotation, cellular component: membrane. The coding region runs from base 158 to 1618 and encodes 486 amino acids. The transcript has 3 exons. The record is from RefSeq and is a predicted model, not a curated record. NCBI's taxonomy places the organism in Eukaryota, Metazoa, Arthropoda, Insecta, Coleoptera, Tenebrionidae.
CGCUCCAAAAGCUCGUCUUCGCAGUGCUGUGAAAAUUUCCAAAUCGCUGACAUGGUCAGACGCUUCCUGCUGCAGUCGGCGAACUUCGCAAAAGCUUCAAUGAAGUAGAGCCUCAAGCUACCGAUGUUGCGCCAUGUAGCGCCAAGCACGUGCUGCGAUGACCCGAGAGCUUUACACCCACACGAUCGCGGGACCUGGGGGUCGCCUUCUCGUGACCGGUAAGCCCGAAUAUUUCAACCAAGUCCUGGCGUCCCUCGCCGUCUCUCUCGGCACUCUCACUGCCGGCCUCGGUAAAGGCUACAGCUCCCCCGCAAUUGCUUCUUUGCAAGAACGCGACGCCGACGCUUUCCCGGUCUCUCGGCAGGAAGCCAGCUGGCUGGCCAGUCUCUCAAUCUUAGGCGCCUUUUUCGGCGCCCUCCUCGGCUGCGCUGCCGUCCGCUGGGGCCGCCGCCGCACCCUCAUUCUCACCAGUAUCCCCCUGUCCGUCUCCUGGAUCAUAAUCGCGUUCGCCGUCAGCGUAGAGGUGAUGUGUUUCGCGGCCUUCGUCAGCGGCUUCCUCAUCGCUAUCGUCCAACUCGCAGCUCAAGUAUACGUAAGCGAGAUCGCCGCCCCCUCGAUCAGGGGCGGACUAAGCGGCAUGCUCAAAGUGGCAGGUCAUGCUGGCGUCUUGGUGGCCUACGCCGCUGGGGCUUUCCUCGACUGGAGACAACUAGCGUGGCUGAUUGCUUUGGCUCCGGCGAUGAUGUGUGUAGCCAUGUGGAAGGUCCCGGAAAGUCCGGGGUUUCUGGUGCUCCGGGGACGUGAUGACGAGGCCGAAAAGGCCUUGAGGUGGUUGAGGGGCGACAGCACUGAUCUCAGGUUCGAGUUGGCUGUCUUGCAAGCACAUGUCCUUACGAGGAGUGUGACGUCGAGUCAUAGAGUCCUCCUCCGGACUUUGAUGACUCCGGGCUUGAUUGCUUGUGGUUUAAUGUUUUUCCAGAGAUUUUCCGGAGCUAAUGCGUUCUACUUCUAUGUCGUGACUGUUUUCAAGGAGACUUUCGGAGGCACGAACCCCCAUAGUGCUGCAGUGGCCGUCGCAGUUGUCCAAUUCCUAUCAUCUCUAUUAUCCGGGCUUUUGGUGGAUAGUGUAGGGCGUUUGCCACUUCUCGUAGCAUCCAGUGUCUUGAUGUCUCUCGCUUUGGCAUCGUUUGGGUCCUUUGCUUACUACGAAGAUGCACACCACAAGAAUGUUCCAAAUUUAGACUGGAUUCCUCUGCUUUGUGUGUUGGUAUUUACCGUUGCCUUUUCCUUGGGGAUCAGUCCGAUUUCGUGGCUGCUUGUCACUGAAUUGUUUUCGUUAGAACACCGCGGCUUAGGUACCGCUUUGGCAACUGCCUUCAGCCACUUUUGUUCGUUUGUUGGAGUCAAAACGUUCGUCGAUUUUAAGGAGUUGCUAGGACUGCAUGGGGCCUUUUGGUUGUAUGCAGCGAUUUCUGUUUGCGGUUUAUGCUUUGUUGUGUGCUGCGUCCCGGAAACCAAAGGAAGGGAUCUCACGGAGAUUGACACGGCCAGUGGCACAGUCCACCUCCAGUUCUCACGUGACCGGAACGAACCAAUCGCAAACCGCCAAAUACUGUAGCUCUUGACAGCGAUAAAUAUUAUGUUAAAAUCGUGUAGAUAGCUAGAAAACAAAAUUAUUUCGAGUGCUAGUUUGUAAAUAAAUCUUUUGAUCGUGUAAUUAAACAACUGCCAAAGUGGAGCUAAAUAAGGAA